AUGUUGAUGAUGACUUGUUUCGAGACUAGAUGUUAAACCGGUUUGUUGUUGGUUGUAACUACGAUUCUUUGCGAGGGUUGACCUCUCUCUCUCUUUUUGGCUUUCCUCCUGGUUCUUACUCUCCUUUCUCGCAGUGUCUUUCUAUCUACCUUUCUACAAUAACCACAACAUUUAGUGUUGUGGUUGCUGCUGCUCAUCACCAUCGCCACCAUCAGAGCUUUCCAUGUCACUUUGUGUUAUUCCUAGUUGUGUAAAGUCCUUUUUGGUAUCUUCUUUGAUGAUUGUUCAAAAAAUUUGCUUUUAAUGAUCCUGUUUGGUUGCUAUUUAUCAUCCUUUCUCGCCACUUUGGAUUAAUUCUUUCAUCUAACCAGCUAACCAUGUUACCAUUAUCCUGGUAUUGACUUGCUGUUGAUGGAAAUAUAUUUAAUAACCAAUGAUUCCGCUGGAUAAUAUUGCUCCAAGUAGCCACCAUCCUUGGUCAUCUCAUCUGUUGUUCAACCAUCUAUUGCUGUUCAGCUGAAAGGGAAACAAAAGAGAAACAUUUAAGCAACAAAGUUCUUCCAUAAUCAUCGUAAACAUCAAAACUCAUCAUCGACAUCUUCAACAUCGUUUUCCUAUCUACCUUGAGAGUUAGUGAAAAGAAACACUGGGGAAAGAAAGAGAGGGAGAGAUAAAGAGAGAGGAGAGUGAGUAAGGAAUAGAAAAGAGAAAAAAAAAGUCAAGCAAAAAAGACCAUGAAUAUGCUGAAGUGUUUUUAGUGGGUGCGGGUUACUGCUUCAUGUUACAGUUAAAAACACCAAUAUUUAAAACAUCUUUUUAAUAUCGAUGCGAUUAAAUAAUCUAUUGUAAAGUGUUACCUUCAACUUCAACGUAAUUGACAAUUAUCAAAGCUAAAGAAAAUUUAAAAGACAACAACUUACCUUUUUAUUUUCAUCUGUUUUACCUCACUCCAGUAAAACGUUGUAAAGUGUCUUUAUAUAUAUUUUUUUGUUGCCUUCCAAUUUGUGAAUGUGUGAUCAACUUUAAUAUCAUCAUCAAUUUAACCAUAUUAGUAGAACAACAAAUCAAGUUAAAAAUCAACGUAACCAUGUAAUUGUUGCUGUUGCCAUUAUUGAAAUAUAAGAAGAACAAGAGAAGGAAAAGUUUAUUUCUUUUACGUAUACAUAUUGGUUUUUGCAAUCCAAUGGAAAUAUAAAAGAAAGGAAUUAACUAUUAAUGUUUAACCGUCAACUCAUUAAUUUUUUACACUAACUCUAAAGUUAAUGGAUGUUAUCAAAGGCAGACUUCUUGACCAUACGUAGCUGUGUUGACCGUUGCUGUUACCACACUGUUGCCCACCUGAUGAGUCUGUUGCUGUUGUUUAUUUUUGGAUUACCUUUGGAGAAAUUUUUUUAGUUGUUUUGUUUUAUUUUUACAUAUUUUUGUCUACUUCUGUUGUUAUUUACAAUCCUUUACCAUUACUCAAUCUGUACACUGGUAAUAUUUUUUGUUUUGUUUUCCUGGUACAUAAAUUUGGAUUUAUUUUGGCAAAGAAGGACUUCUACCAAUAUUUAGAGAAGGCAAUUAUAGGAUUUCAACAAUGCUUCGAUUUUUAUCCAAACGUUUUGGAAGAAGUUUUCGUCGUCGAUCUAAAUCAGCUCAAAUUGGAACAGCCACACCUAAUACUGAUGAAAAUGAUCAACCAACAAUUACCAUUAAUCCAGCAGGUUUUACCGGAAAUUUUAGUCAAAAAAAUUAUAUUCAUUGCAAGAUAAUACUUUUAGAUGGUAACAAUUUAACUGCGUAUGUUCACAAGAAGGCCAAAGGAGACGAGCUAUUCAAUGGUGUUACCGAUCAUCUUGAUUUAAAAACGGAAUUUGAUUAUUUUGGUUUACAAUAUACAGAUACAACAUCGGUUCAACAUUGGCUUGAUCUUACCAAAUUGGUUAAAAAACAAGUUACCAUUGGACCUCCUUAUACCCUUCACAUGAGAGUUAAAUUCUAUUCAUCUGACCCAAAUGGAUUAAAGGAUGAAUAUGUUCGUUACCUGUUUUUCCUGCAGCUCAAACAAGACCUAGUAACAGGAAAAUUACCUUGUGAUAAACCAACCACGGCUAAAUUAGCAGCUCUAGCCUUACAGUCAGAGUUUGGGGAAUAUGAACCUGAUUGUCAUGAUAUUGGUUUUGUCUCAGAAUUUCGUUUUGUUCCCGAGCAAGAUGAAAGUUUAGAAGAGAUGAUUUUGGAAGAAUGGAAGCAACUCAGACCUAAACCGUCCGAGUUUUAUUUUCAGAAAAUAAUAAAAGGCUUAAAAUCUGUUUAAUUGGUUUCAACAGAGGAAUGAAACAGAAGAAAGAAGAAGAAGGAGAAGAAAGCGAUUUAGAAGAGGAUUCAGUGGAAGAUUCAGAAGACUUGAAAAGAGGAAAGACCAAUGAAGAAAGAAACUGUUUACCCGAGGAAAAGUUGAAAAUGUUGAUUGCCUGUUGAGUUGAUGAUCAACUCAUGUUAAUAUUAACCCUCCCCUAAAAAUGAUCCUCAUCAUUAUCAGUGAAAGUUUCAAAAUGUUGACUUCUCUUCAGAUAAAUUUUCCUCAGCUAUUAACCCUUACUUAAGAUGAAAAAGAGUAGAUAGAAUCAUGUUUUCUUCCACCCAACAACAACAACAACUUUCUCCAAUGAUAUUAAUCAGUUUUGAUUGUUAACAAGAAACCUAAAAGCGACACAAAUCCAAUGCUUAUUGAACCAAAAACCAACUUUCACCUUGAUCAACAGAAUCCUCAUGAGAAGAGUAAUUUCAUGUUGGAUAGUUUUUUCAGAUGACAUUUUUUUUCAUUUCAUUUUUGUUCACCAGCUUUUUAUACAUCUUUUCAUAUAUUGUAUUUAUAUUGUUUAGUUGAGUCGUUUUUGUCAUUCACAGUUGCAAUUAUUAUCAUUAUGACUAUUUAUGUUGUUGUUAUUAUUUUCAUUUCUCAUUAUUAGCAGAACUAUUAUUAUGUUGAUUAUUUGAAGUCGCAAGUCUCAUUGUUAACAAUCAAUAUAUUAAGAGUCUCUCAUUGCUCCUGAUAAUUGUCAUGUCAAGGUUUCUUUCGAUUUCACUUACCUGUUGAGUUUAUAUAAGAGAUACAAUAGUUUUCCAUCUACAUAGAGUUUAAUGAGUCCUGUAACAUUUCGAUUCACUUGAGUAAUUUUUUAUUCAAAAAAUUACCUUUUCUACCUAUUCCCUCUUCCUCUCCCACUUUCCCCGUCUCUGCAGCCUCUAUUAAAUAAACUUGCCCUAAAUCUCAA
Messenger RNA from Tetranychus urticae (two-spotted spider mite), 3260 nucleotides. The record is from RefSeq and is a predicted model, not a curated record. NCBI's taxonomy places the organism in Eukaryota, Metazoa, Arthropoda, Arachnida, Trombidiformes, Tetranychidae.